Messenger RNA from Lodderomyces orthopsilosis Co 90-125, 462 nucleotides. RefSeq lists its product as uncharacterized. The coding region runs from base 1 to 462 and encodes 153 amino acids. NCBI's taxonomy places the organism in Eukaryota, Fungi, Ascomycota, Pichiomycetes, Serinales, Debaryomycetaceae. The record is from RefSeq and is a predicted model, not a curated record. The transcript has a single exon.
AUGGAGAUAAUCAGGUAUUUUCUAUCAAACAGAACGUCUAAAUAUCAUGAUCAAUUGAUCCAAAAGUUUCUAUAUCGUUUGAAAUAUCGAAAGCUUAGCAAAUCACUUCAAUGCAACGUCAACCAGUGUUUGGAGAUUAUAGAUACCACGUCAAACAAAACCCAUCUAACUUACUUUUAUCAUGUUUUGUUGAGAUGUCCUACCCAUCAAUUGAUACCCUAUUGUUUAUCUAAUAUCUAUAACCUAUUGGAUAAGCAAUUAUUUGUAAACAAAACAGUGAAGGAUAUCAUAGCAUCUCACAAUUUCAUCCCAUUGGAGCUAAAUGUCCAUCACAAACGGAAAUUCAUUAUCUUUUUUACUUCAAUUUUGCUACACCACAAACACACAUCAAAAAUAUUCAAAGCAUUAUUGAUCAUGUGUAACGACGCCUUUAUUUCACAUAUUUCCAUGAAUUCUUGUUGA